AUGAAACAUUUGUUUCAAAUCAAAGAGCAGAAUAGGGACGCAGGAUCCUCAAAAUCCAGGAUUUCUGAACUUGAAGAAGAACUAAGGCAGGCCCACGAAGCACUGGACCGCAUCCAGCAGGAAAAAGCCUCAGAAGACUCAGAAAGUGAGCUCAAAGACACCAAAGCCAAACUCCGCAUCAUAACAACAAAAUUUGCAAAUGUACGAAAAGAGCGGGACACGCUUAAGAAAGAAAACCGUUCCUUGCAAAGCGAAAUUCUGGAGCUUCAAUCUAACAUGCGGCAGAUGGUUCCUGGCUACCACAACAUUUCAGCCUCAUUUCCGAUGCUCAAUGAAAUCACAGACAUCUGCUCUCAAUUUUAUAAAUGCGACUGCCAAGAUGUAUUUUUCGAAGUUUUAGGCCCUGAAUUAUCAAUGGAAGGUAUUGUCUACUACUUCAGGACUUCUUUUUCCCGAGUAAAUGACCUUAUAAAAGCUUAUUUUACUCCAGCUGAAGAGACACUCAAGCGUGUUAUUGGCAUUGAGACCCUUGAAGGGCCAAUCAUGAACGUCUUGAGAAAAAGCUACCAAGUUUCUUGAAAGAAAAUUUACCAACAAUGCGUAGUUACCAGCUCGCUCCAAAAAAUCGUAGAAGACAUCCAAAGAGUGCUGAGGCUCGGGGACAAUUCGCAGUCAACGAACACACAGAUUUUCAAUUUCAUGCAGAAGUUAAGUGAGUUAUUAUUUACUUUUUGGAUUCAUGACCCUCCAGUUAAGUGUGGAUGGGACACAGUCGGGAAACAAGUCGAAUUCAGCUCACUGCUUCAUGAUGCGUUAGAUGGGUUUAUAAGGCCAGGCGACCAAUGCAUUAUAGUGGUUCCUCCUGUACAGAAGACAAGUGGAGAGGUGCUCGUAAGGUCUGGAGUUCUUCAUGUAGAUUAUGAGAUGAACAUUUAA
Molecule: messenger RNA, 936 nt
Organism: Blepharisma stoltei
Lineage: Eukaryota; Ciliophora; Heterotrichea; Heterotrichida; Blepharismidae
Source: the annotation of a GenBank genome assembly